Loxodonta africana (African savanna elephant) is the source of this 6109-nucleotide messenger RNA. RefSeq names its product DnaJ heat shock protein family (Hsp40) member B9 (gene DNAJB9). Gene Ontology annotation, cellular component: endoplasmic reticulum. The transcript is spliced from 3 exons. The record is from RefSeq and is a predicted model, not a curated record. Gene Ontology annotation, molecular function: misfolded protein binding; protein-folding chaperone binding. NCBI's taxonomy places the organism in Eukaryota, Metazoa, Chordata, Mammalia, Proboscidea, Elephantidae. The coding region runs from base 1194 to 1862 and encodes 222 amino acids.
GACGAGGCCGGAUCGCGGGAGGGGUUUGGGAGCGUCCCCGAGGCCCUGACCGGUUUUUGUGGGCAGGCUUGGCCUCGGCGUCCGCCUCAGUCGCCCUAAGGGUUUCGGGCUUCGUGGUGUUCAUGUCGGGAGGAGUAAGAGUAAGAAGACGGCGAACCCCAGAGUAGUGCGUUUAGGGUUUUGGGGGUGCCGCUGGCUUUCUCGGGUGUCGGGCUGCUCCUCCCAGGGAUGGGCCCGGGCCUGGACCGGCUGCGCGUGUGCUCGUCUCCAGUGGGUGAAGGUUGGACGGUCCAAGCCGGCCGGCCACCGGCGCGGGGAGUAGGGCCCAAACUGCUAUUGGCCUGGUUCUUCUCGGGGAUGAGCAGUCAGUAAAAUACAAAAGUCAGUCUGCUUAGAAAUGAUUAGAUGUUGAACUUGGAACAGUGGGGUAACGCUUAUGAAGCCACUAAUAAGGCGUCUCCCAGUCGGUCUUAGACCCGCGGGCCUCGACUAGGGAGCAGCCUUCAGUGGAUGCGGCGUCCGCAGGACACGCUCCGUUUGUGUUCUUUUUAAACCAGAACGUUGUGCUUGGUCCUUGGUACUCGUGACUAUGAGUAGUUCUCUGGAAAGAAGUAAUCCACCUGCUAAUUACGCCGAGGAGAGGCCACAGGAGAGGAAGGCAGGCAGUUUCCACAAACCAUAGUGUCUUUUCAUCAGCUUUGUUACUGUGUCAUCAUAGGUUAUUAAGGGCUCCUGAGGUACAGUACUCAAAAACAAAAAACUGGAAUCACUUGGUUUUGAACCACCAGUCAUUAAGUCUGUAUUAUCAGAGGAUUGUCGUUGAAUUCUACUUUAAGGUUAGAGAAAUACUUUGAUAACUACUGCAAAGUUUGAAAAUAAGAAUUUAUCUGAAAUACAAACUAUGAAAGUUCAUUUUUAUGGCGCCCAUAGCAGAAACCUUGAAUUCUCUUUAAUUAUGUGUUUUAAACAAAACUUAUCUACCCAUGAUUCUUGGUUAAAUAUUUUGUUUUUUACUUUUGUUUUUUUAAAAGAAUUAUUAUACUCUGUUGUCAGUAUUAGUAUUGUGCUGUUAACAUUCUGUUUGCAGUCUUUGGUUCACCUUUCUGAAUUGCAAGCUGAAGUUGGUGCCGCCUUAGGGAGGGAAGAUUGUUAUUAACUUAGACAUACCGGGCUAUUUACCUUGGAUAUUAGAAAUGGCCACUCCCCAGUCAGUUUUCAUCUUUGCAAUCUGCAUUUUAAUGAUAACAGAAUUGAUUCUGGCCUCAAAAAGUUACUAUGAUAUCUUAGGUGUGCCAAAAUCAGCAUCAGAACGCCAAAUCAAGAAGGCCUUUCACAAGUUGGCUGUGAAGUACCACCCUGACAAGAAUAAGAGCCCUGAUGCUGAAGCAAAAUUCAGAGAGAUUGCAGAAGCAUAUGAAACCCUUUCAGAUGCUAAUAGGCGAAAAGAGUAUGAUACGCUUGGUCACAGCGCUUUUACUAAUGGUAAAGGACAAAGGGGUAGUGGAAGUCCUUUUGAGCAGCCAUUUAACUUCAAUUUUGAUGACUUAUUUAAAGACUUUAGUUUUUUUGGUCAAAACCAAAACACUCGGUCCAAGAAGCAUUUUGAAAAUCACUUCCAUACGCGCCAGGAUGGUUCCAGUAGACAAAGGCAUCAUUUCCAGGAGUUUUCUUUCGGAGGCGGACUGUUUGAUGACAUGUUUGAAGACAUGGAGAAGAUGUUCUCUUUUAGUGGCUUUGACAGUACCAAUCGGCACACAGUACAGACUGAAAAUAGAUUCCAUGGAUCUAGCAAGCACUGCAGGACUGUCACUCAACGAAGAGGAAAUAUGGUUACUACAUACACUGACUGUUCGGGACAGUAGUUCUCUUCCUGUUCUCACUAAACCCAACUGGUCGACUCUUCCUCAGUAUCUUUGAUGCAAAACAAUUUUCUGUGAACCAUUUUGACAAGUGCAUGAUUUCAUUUACUUUGAACAACUUGAUAUAGCUAUUAAAUAUAUUUAAAUUGUUUUUGACCAGUUCAGUAGCAUUCAGCUAGUUAGAGAAAUAAGCAAUUAUUAAUUUCCCUGAUUAGUAAAAGUUCUUUUAAAAGAAAAAGAUAUUAUAAAUCUGCCUGGUCUUUUUUUUCAUUUUUCUGCCCUUGGGCUCAUUAAUGUGGCCAGUUUUAUUACUAAGAAAAGAUUGAGUUUGCCAGGUACUAUUUAAGGAUUAAAAUUUAAAAGUUAUUGUAGAUUUCAGUUGUGUGAAGUUGACUGGUUAUUGCAGUGAAACUUUUAGUAAUUUAAAAUUGCAUGCUCUGUAGCAUCUUUGACUUGGGUUGUUAAAUGUGUAUGACACUGUAUAGUUGAAUUAUUCAGCAAAAGACAACAGUAUCUUGGAUAAUUGCCACUGAAAGAUUUAGAAAUCUGUUAACUUUACAGAGUGAUUUAAAAAAAUUUUUUUCCUGAUUUUUUCCUAUUGAAAUUUAUCUAAAUUUAGAAAAGCUAAGGUGUGGUUUGGUAUUUACCACAGAACCGUGUCCUACAGUGGAAGUGGAGUGAAGGAAGUGAAUGUAUUGCUUGUAGUCAUUUAGGUGGAAAGAAAGUUGAAAACUUAAGGAAUGCUACCAAGAGAUUGUUACGUGUUUGGCCCCUAGUUAAUGAUUUUGUAGUGUUGAAAUCAUAUCUACUUUACACAUCUUUUCAUAUUUCUUUCUUAGUUGUUGACACCCUAGAUUUUAAUGUGGAUCUGUGUUUUGUUUUGUGGUUCCUCUGCACUCAUCCUUACCUAGAGAUUGACUAAUACCUCAUUCAGUUUGCAAAACAGCCAGUAAUUUCUGUGCAACCUUAUUACGUGCAAUAUUUUUAAAUCCUAAGAAAUGUGCGCUUUUGUUUUCUGAUAGACUUCUUUAGUUCUGCACUUUUCCAUGUUAUACUCCACAUGAGUAUUAAUCCUAUGGAUACAUAUUAAAACUAGUAAAUGUCUCAUGCAGCAUUGUGUGUGAGUGAAAGAAAUAUAAUAUUUACAACCUCACAUUCUCUGUUGUCAUUUAUUGUUAAAAGCUUAUGCAAUUCUGGAGGUUUAGAGGGUAUAUAAACAAUUGGGCUGUAUAUGUGGAUCAUAGGCCAUAUUUUAGGAUUACUUUUGACUGACCUGAAAACUCUGAUAGGACCUUAUGUGCCGUUUGGUAGUUUCCCUUGUUUUGUUACCAUCCUCCUUCCCUCACAUGUUUUGUUAGUUUGAAGACCAUGUUAAAUAUAAUUUUGGUGUAUUUGCUUGCUAGGACCAAGUGUUCUGGCACCAGUUCCUUCUUCAGGCCUGAUUGGGAAAAAGCAGAUACUUUGCAUACAAGAAAACACUAUGGAGCAGUUCUUUGUAACACAUGGGGCUGCCAUUAGUUGGAAUUGACUCAGUAGCAACCAACAGAAACAUAUUUGUUAAUCUUUAAGUUGAAAACUGAAGAAAAACAAUUUUAUUGUAUUUAGGUAUCAUAAUUAUUUCCAGGAAAAUAUGCCUAUUUUUGUUUUACAGUAAGAAAAUAGCUAUACCUUGAAUUUUAGACUGAAGAUUGUAGACUAGCAAAUAAAAAAUGAGGAAUCAAGGCUAAGUUUAAGGGCAUAGUAUUCUUAUAUUCUUAGCAUCUGUACCUUUUUUCCCCAGGCCUCUCUUCCCUUGUUUUCCCCAUGCUGAACGUUUAUUUUGAUUUCCUGUGUUCUGACCUCCCUUUUAGCUCUUUGGCUAUCAAGAAAGAUACUGAAGUAACCUAUAGAGGUGUGUGUGUGUGUGUAGUUUAAAAUAGAAGAAACUAGAAAUUAAACCAGUAAGCAGCGUAAGUUUCCUCAAUAACUUAAAAUUUAACUUAAUUUUUUCUUGUUUAUGGAUUGUAUAGAUUGUACAAAGAAUGAAAAAGAAAACCUAUACUUGAAGAAAUGACCAAUAAAAUAGUUUAAUCUACACUCCUUACACGAAUGAAUACAAAGUCUUUCAAAAUCUUUAUUGCUUCUGGGAAAAUAGUUUAUCCUGACUAAAUCUUUGUUGAGCUAAAUUCUGUAACUCAAAGCUUUGAGUUUUUUUGGUUCAAUAUGUUGAGUUCGCUGCUAUAGAGCAAUGUAGUUGGCAUGUGAUUCUUUUGGUUAUUGGUGUCAUGGUGUUUCAGAAUGGCGUAAUUAGCUUCUAUUGAUCUUAUGGCUGUUCACAGGCAGUCUUUGAGCUAAGAGUUUUAGGCCCAAUUGGCUGAGGUAAGCUUCAUGAGAACUUGGGUUGCCCAAGGUAAAUGAAGAAUUUUCACGUUUUGGGGAGUGGUUAUUUUAAUUUUUGAAAUAGGUUUUUGUUUAGUAGUUAAAGGAACACACUAGUGGAAAGUGAGACCAUUGCUAAACAGAAUAAAGAGAUUGGUACCAGCCAUAGGUCUCUAAAGCUUUUAUAUUCUUCAUGUUAAUGCUGGGGCUUUCAGUUCCAGGUGACAGGUUGAAUACAGUUAGUAUAUGAUUAUUUUUCUCCUCCGUUGGUCCCAAUGAAAUAACAGACAUAAAAACGAAGUCAAGCCAGUUUUCGGAAGUAACAGCCAGAUGUUUGAGACAUUCCAGGAAUGUAUAAAGCAGAAGGGAUUGGAUUGGGAGAAAUCAGAAUAAAACCACAGCCAAAGUAUCCUGGAGAAGCUCCAAGGCUCAGAUUGGAAAAACAGCAAUAAACAUAGUAAAAUGGUAUUAACAGUAGGAGGAGUAGUAGGUGUCAGAACCUGUAUAACUUCAGAAAAAAAAAAACUUCAGAGGACAGUGAAAGUCAAGAUCAGCACAAGCUGAGUCCUAUGAGUUGGAGGACAGACAUACCUCCACCCUCCAAACUUUUUACCAAUUCUGACACCAGCCAUCCUUCCCGUGGCACUCUACUUCUCUGCUGGGUUUGGUAAUCCAUUGCAAUAUCCACACAAUUUACAGACCAUACUUAAGAGUUAAGUGAUUUAUUAAGGAACAGGGUAUAACUCAGGAUCAGGAAACAUGUAGGCAAAGCCUCCCUUCUUCAGUGCAGGACGGCUUUCUCAGCUCCUUUCAGCCGUGCAGAUCACACUCAGGACAGGCCUCCUCUCAAUUCAUCUUGAGGGGGCUGAGAGGACACCCGCUCUUCUCAGCCCCCUCAGGAUGGUCUCCUCUUGGCCCUGCUGUCUGUCACCUCCAGCUCUGCCUCUGGGCCCCUUCCGGGCCUGUCGCUGCUGUCUCUGCUACUGGGCUACUUCCAGGCCUCUGUCUAUCUUCAGUGUUAAACAGCCUUUGACCGUGUUACAGCUCUUUUAGGACGUUCUGUGCCUCCUCAUUCCCUCUGCUUCUGUCCUUUCUACCUUCUGCUUCUUGCUGGUUUCUGUCUCUAAAAACCUCUGUGGGGUCAGUUGCUUAUAUACACAACUCCUUGUCAAUUUCAAGGCAUGGUUCCUCCUGGUGAGGCCACAAACUGACCAAUCCCCACUUCAUUUGCAUAGUAGGCUACAACUCAUUUGCAUAGUCGAUUGACCAAUCCCUGUAAGAUGCGUACCAAUCACAGGGCAAGCUGCAGCCCAGGAUCAGACAAAAAGUAUCAAAACCAAGUUGUUUGCAGUUUACCCAGGACAACAGACAGUAACAAACCCUCUGAGGUAAAAAACUAGGCCAAAGGUAACUCCUCAAGAUUUAAGGGAGGGGGGGAAUCUCUCAAGCUGUUUUUCCAAAGAAGCAAGACUAAAGGCGGUGUAAAGGAACUCAUUUCACCAUAAACCCCCUCCCCAAAACAAAACAGACGGAAUGGGCCGGAAUUCAAUCAUAACAAUUCAUUGAAGAACUGCCUUGGGGAUUUCUGCCUUUCUCCAACUUCAGGUAAACAGUUGUUGACAGGUUUGCUUUUUCUUCAGGGCAGGGACUAAGAAUAGCUCUCUGAAGAAAGGGGUUAUCUCUGGGGAGGCUUUCCAGUGAAGGUAUUGGGGGUGUGAUAGAAAGGCAGAACAGAGGUGAGGUGAAUUUCCACUUGGAAGUGGGGAGGGUGUUGGUGAGGGAAGACAGCACUCCACUCCCAGAAAAAAGCUUCCUUACUUUGGCAUUGUGGGGGCCAGUAGCCUCCACAUGACCACGCAUUCGCCUGUAGUCUCCUGCCUGUUGAAAUGCUU